CGUCGAUCUCACGAACGUAGCAGAUGCAAUGUGUGGUCGUUGGGCGUGCGCGGCUCGCAAGAAUGACGGCACCGCUGUUGCAUGGGGGGAGAGGUCUUGGGGAGGUGACGCUUCAAGUGUCGAUCUCACGAACGUCGCAGAUGCAAUGUGUGCUAGUGUUGGUGGUGGUGCGUGCGUGGCUCGCAAGAAUGACGGCACCGCUGUUGCAUGGGGAGUGAGUUCUGGCGGAGGUGACGCUUCAAGCGUCGAUCUCACGAACGUAGCAGAUGCAAUGUGUGGUCGUUGGGCGUGCGUGGCUCGCAAGAAUGACGGCACCGCUGUUGCAUGGGGAAACAGUCUUUACGGAGGUGACGCUUCAAGCGUCGAUCUCACGAACGUCGCAGAUGCAAUGUGUGGCACUCAGGCGUGCGUGGCUCGCAAGAAUGACGGCACCGCUGUUGCAUGGGGACUCAGUCUUCACGGAGGUGACGCUUCAAGCGUCGAUCUCACGAAUGUAGCAGAUGCAAUGUGUGGCACUGCGUGCGUGGCUCGCAAGAAUGACGGCACCGCUGUUGCAUGGGGGCACAGUUCUUUCGGAGGUGACGCUUCAAGCGUCGAUCUCACGAACGUAGCAGAUGCAAUGUGUGGCGCUCGUGCGUGCGUGGCUCGCAAGAAUGACGGCACCGCUGUUGCAUGGGGAAACAGUCUUUACGGAGGUGACGCUUCAAGCGUCGAUCUCACGAACGUCGCAGAUGCAAUGUGUGGCGGUCAUGCGUGCGUGGCUCGCAAGAAUGACGGCACCGCUGUUGCAUGGGGAUCCAGUUCUCACGGAGGUGACGCUUCAAGCGUCGAUCUCACGAAUCUAGCAGUUGUGGAGGCGACACCAUCUUCUGCAUCAGCCACUGGCGACCCGCACUUGCAGAACAUCUACGGCGAAAGGUUCGACCUGAUGAAGGCGGGCAACGUCUCGCUCAUCCACGUUCCUCGCGGGGUUCCCGUGAAGGACAGCCUUCUCAUCGUCGAGGCAGACGCUCGCCGUCUAGGCGACUCUUGCGCUGACCUGUACUUCCAGACGCUCAGCAUCACGGGCAAGUGGGCGAGCUCGGACCUUCAUUUCAAUGCCCAGGAGCCGCCCGAGAGGAAGGCUACGUGGUUGCAGCUCGGUCCGGUGGAGCUUAAGGUUGUUCAUGGACGUACGGAGCAGGGCCAUCUCUACUUGAACUUCUUCGUCAAACACCUUGGACGCGCAGGCGCGGCUGUCGGUGGACUGCUCGGAGCAGAUGAUCACACUGAGGCAGCAACUGCAAGAGCAGAUUGCCACCACACCGUGGCACUUGCCAAGCAAGCGACGCGGUCUUCAGAUGCUUCAGUGGCCUCGGAUGCGGUCGCCUCUCUUUGA
This is a messenger RNA of Prorocentrum cordatum, 1378 nucleotides long. NCBI's taxonomy places the organism in Eukaryota, Dinophyceae, Prorocentrales, Prorocentraceae. The record is from the annotation of a GenBank genome assembly.